Molecule: messenger RNA, 565 nt
Organism: Prorocentrum cordatum
Lineage: Eukaryota; Dinophyceae; Prorocentrales; Prorocentraceae
Source: the annotation of a GenBank genome assembly
UUCGGCCAGCAUCGUCGCAUCGUCAUCGCCAUCGUCAUCGCCAUCGUCGUCCUCGAGUUCCUUGGCCGACCAGAUGACCCAGUGUAUACUUCCAGCCCCUCCCGCAGCAGCCGCAGCCUCCGCUUCGCGGGCGACCGCUCGGACGCCCAGGCCGACACCGAUGCCGACCGCCACGCAGAGGACCCGCUGGAGGUCGAAGUGUCGCACGUGAACACGGCGGGCUCGAAGCGGGGGAGCUUCAGGUGGGAGAGCCUCUUCGACAGCAGCAAGGGAAUCGGCUCCUGGCCCGUGGCAGGGUCGGCCGUGGGCAGUCGGGGCCUGCUGAUGCGCGCAGGGAGCCACGAGACGGUGGAGGGGCGCUGGCACCCCAGGAGCCACUCCGUGGCGGCCUCGAGCUUCAGCGCGACGUCCUUCGCGGACUUCAACCGCCGCAAGGCGCCCUCCCAGUUCUGCAGCGGCUCCACCGGGCUCAGCUCCGCCGGCCUGGGCGGCCGGCGCGGCCUGACCCUGUUCGAGUCCCUGCUGGGGAGCUCCAGCUCGAGCUUCGCGCGCCUGGCCAGGAGCG